Messenger RNA from Cucurbita moschata (crookneck pumpkin), 1414 nucleotides. Its product is annotated as transcription factor HHO3-like. The coding region runs from base 229 to 1293 and encodes 354 amino acids. The record is from RefSeq and is a predicted model, not a curated record. The transcript is spliced from 5 exons. Gene Ontology annotation, biological process: regulation of DNA-templated transcription. Gene Ontology annotation, molecular function: DNA binding; DNA-binding transcription factor activity. NCBI's taxonomy places the organism in Eukaryota, Viridiplantae, Streptophyta, Magnoliopsida, Cucurbitales, Cucurbitaceae.
UCUCUCUCUCUCCCUCUCUCUCUCUCUCUCCUCUGUUUUUCUUCCUUUUGUUUGUUAGUUCAAUGAUCCUACAGCUUCCUCACCCAGUUUAUUCCUUCCAAUGAUUCCAUCCUAGAUCCCAUUUUCCUUCUUUAAUCCACCCUCCUUCUUCCCAUUUCUCUCCCUCCCUCUCUCUCUCUUCAUUUCAAUUUCAGACCCAUUUUCACCACAAACUCGGUUCUGCGUAUCAUGAUUUUCUCCCACAAAAUGCAAGAAAUUGCAUUCAAAAUGGGCUUCACUCUCUCCGAUUUCGCCCACACUUUAGAACAAGAGCGCCGUAAAGUCCUCAUGUUCCAGCGCGAGCUCCCUCUCUGUCUGGAGAUUGUUACUCGCGCCAUUGAUUGUUGCAGGCAUCACGUGUCGGAGACCACGACGGAGAAUCGUCUAUCGGAGUGUUCGGAGCAGACUUCCAGUGACGUGGGUCCGGUUCUUGAGGAGUUUAUUCCGAUUAAUAGAUAUGGAGUUUCUGAUUCUGAACAACAACAACAACGACAACUGCCCUGUGAAACUCAGACGGAGAACACUGAUGACUCUGAUCGAAAUAAUUUGAAUUUGUGUCCGUCGGAUUGGCUCAGAUCUGCCCAGCUUUGGAAGGAUCCUUCUGCCUUGAAUCAGGACCUGCCGGAGAAGACGGCUGUUGUUGAGGUCAAGAGUAAUGGCGGAGCUUUCCGACCAUUUCAGAAGGAGAAAACCGGUGGUGGAGGAACAUCAUCGACUUCGGCUCCGGCUGCGACGAGCUCCACUGCGGAAAUGGGGUCCGGUGGAAGUAAUCGACGGGAAGUAAAAGAAGCGCAGAAUCAGAGGAAACAAAGACGGUGCUGGUCACCGGAGCUACACCGGCGAUUCCUUCAUGCUCUUCAACAGCUCGGAGGUUCCCAUGUGGCGACGCCGAAGCAAAUCAGAGAGUUGAUGAAGGUGGAUGGUCUUACCAACGACGAAGUGAAAAGUCAUUUACAGAAAUAUCGUCUACACACGAGACGCCCAAGUACAACAAUGCACCACGACGACACCGCCCAGACGCCGCAGUUCCUGGUUGUGGGCGGUAUAUGGGUACCGGCUGCGGAGUACGCCACCACAUCCACCGGAGAAGCAGUGAGAGCAGCCACCACGAACGGAAUUUACGCACCGGUGGUUAGGACGGCGAGUACAGUGGGGAAGGCGAAGGCGAAGGUUAUAGUAUCUGGGGGUGCGGCGGAGUGUAAUUCUGCUACUACAUCGUCCUCCACACAUACGUCAUCAGUUUCACCUGCUUGAUGAGGGUGUAAUUGGAGUUUGGGAAUUUUGUGUUUCUUUUUUGAUUGUGUGAAUGGUGUGUGAAAGUUUUGAUACAAAGCCUCCUCCAUAGAUAAAUAAGAAAAUGGUGACAUUAAUUCAA